AUAUAGUCUUUAAAUAGUAAUAUUAACAUCAUGAAUGUUAUUAAUCUUCACUUACGACCGAAAAAUUUAUUUAAAUAACCUCAAAUUUCCUAUCCUUAAUCCUGUUUGAGAAACCUAAACGUGUACUUCUUUCAUUCGAUCGGGAAAGUUGGAAAAAAUCUUCGGUUUUUGACACUUGAAUUAGUAAUUCCGGUUUCCAGUUGCAUACAUAUUUAAGAAAAAGCGAAGACACGUCAGUUCGAAGAUUAGGUCGCUUGUGAGUGUUCUAUUUUAUCCCGAUAUAGAAUUUUAUCAAGAGAUUUUUUAUCUCAGAGGCGGACUUGAGUUUUUAUAGAAAAAACCAAGGUGACACGAUUUAAAUAAGCCAUAAAUUGUAAAAAAAAAUCAUCAAAAAUGAGUUUACAAUGGACGUUGAUUGCGUCUUUCCUCUAUGUGGAGAUUUUCGUAGUCCUCUUGCUGGUGCUACCAGUAGCUUCUCCAAGAAGAUGGCAAAAACUCUUCAGAUCACGAUUCCUUCAGAGUCUAAGCAGUCAAGCUUCAAUGUAUUUUCUCGUUCUGCUAGCAAUUCUAGUCCUCUUUCUGUUAGAUGCUAUUCGGGAAAUGAGGAAGUACUCUAUGAGCGAAACUGCAGAACAUGCCCAUGCUCACUUGGACGCUGAAAUGCAAGGAAACAUGAGAUUGUUCCGAGCUCAGAGAAAUUUCUACAUUUCCGGCUUCGCUCUCUUCUUGAGCCUCGUGAUCCGACGCCUCGUGAUUUUGAUAUCCGCCCAAGCAACUUUGUUGGCCCAGAGCGAAGCUGCCAUGAGACAAGCCCAGUCAGCAACUACCACGGCGAAAAGUCUCUUGUCUCAGAAAACAACUGGAGAAAGCGCCCAGAACGAAUCCAACGAAGCUUACGACAAGGCCGUGUCCGAACUCAAGACUCAGAUCAAAGAACUGCAAUCAAAGAAUAUCGAUCUCGAGAACGAGUUGACCAAGGAAAAGAAGGACAAAACCGCGAUCAAAUCCCAAGCCGACUCUCUCGCGAAAGAAUACGACCGUCUGAACGAAGAGCACUCGAAAAUGCUGCAAUCAGGCGGCGACAAGAAGAGCGACUAAAUCAUUUUCGGCCCUCCCUUUUCCCUAAUUCCACUAGUAUUUUAUUUUGCUUAAUUAUCAAACGGUUUUUAUGGUUAAUUUUGGUUAUUCUUUGCUUUUAAGGCCUUUUGCAUUGUAUAGUUUUGUUUAUACUUUUAGAUUAAUAUUAAUAAUCGUCCCUAUUUAUAUCGGUUGCGCGAGUAUUGUAUAUAAAUAUUAAUUCUCCAUUACAAUCUACAAUACGUACUGCUAGAAUAUAUCAUAUUUAUCAAACAUUUGCGAAAUUAGCCGUAUAAUGUCGAUUUUGUACCUCUUAAUUAAGAAAAUAAUCUUUUAGUCCGUAGAACCGUGAAUUCUGUUUUAUAAGUCGAUUCUUCGGCAUUUAAAGGUCACCUGCAUUCUAAUUGAAUAGUGGUCACGUCUGCAAAUCGAAACAGAAAUAGUCUCACCGAAAUUUCUAUCUUAAAAUAGAAUAUAGCCGCAAGAACUUGGUGUUGUCUAGAAAGUUGCGAGCAAUGGGGAAUUAAUUGUAAAAUUUAGAAAUGUUUAAAGUUAACAUUUAAGCUCGAAUUUAAGAAGCUUUAGUCCUAAAAUCGGAAAGAAAGUAAAUGACCUUUUAAACUUAAAUCAGACCACGGAGAAAGGUUUUGUGAUUAAUAACUACGACCUACUUUUUUUUUAUCGCACAAAUGCGAGAUAUUGGGCAUUUAACACUCUUGGAGAUUAGCGUUAACAUGAAAAAUAUUUUAUUCACUUGAAAGUGAGGAAAUAUGUUAAUCAAAUUAUAUGGGUUUGUUUUAGAUAUUUAUGACUAUUUAAGACAUCGCAUUUAAAUCAGAGUCUGGUCUAAGCAUUGUGCCUCUUAAAGAAAAAUCUAAAAAAAAUCUUCAAAAAUAUUUAUCUGAUUGUAAAGUGAAUUCUUUUGCUAUUUAGGAAUGUAAAAGUAUUUUUAUAAAUCAGAAAUUAUCCGGGAAAAAGGCAGCUUUGCAAUCAAACGUUAGGUUUUUAUUCGAUUUUUUUACACAUCGUGUUAAACGCAAAAUUUGAACAAAACAUUGUGGGAAAGACAUAAAAGCUGAGAAAAGUGUGUGUCUACUAUAAGAAAAUUGAAAACAUUUUCGUCUCCUGUAAGCUAAUUAUGUACGCAUUCAAUUUGAAAUAUACUUGAUGAAACGAUCAAUAACAA
Molecule: messenger RNA, 2263 nt
Organism: Belonocnema kinseyi
Lineage: Eukaryota; Metazoa; Arthropoda; Insecta; Hymenoptera; Cynipidae
Product: B-cell receptor-associated protein 31
Exons: 3
Coding region: 394-1098 (234 amino acids)
Biological process (GO): intracellular protein transport; endoplasmic reticulum to Golgi vesicle-mediated transport
Cellular component (GO): endoplasmic reticulum membrane; endoplasmic reticulum
Source: RefSeq, a predicted model, not a curated record